GAGGCGAGAAAGAUGCAAGCGUUCCUCAACCUCAUUGCGAGAGUCGCCGGUAAUAGUUAUGUAGGACGUUUGAUUAGAAGCGCAGAGUAUGCGGUGAAUCACACGCGCAAUGGGAGUGGUGAUGAUGACAGUGAAAGUGAUAGUCAGUCUGAAGGCAACGGUCAUGAGAACGACGGCGAUGCUGGCGGCGAUGAGGGAGCGCAAGUGUCUGAUGGUGCGUUGGAUCGGAGCCACGACAGCGCAAAUAGCGAUGGCCGUAGCAGGAGUCGUAGCAAUUCAGUUUCAAGCGGCUACAACGGCAAGGUGCCUUCCUCGCACGACCUCCAUGCAUACGUCUCGCAAAGUCCUCACAAAUUCGAACGUCUGCCAUCACCAGAGAGUGUCAAUGAGGAAGACGGGCCCGCUGCUGAAACUCAAUUCCCGCCCUCUGCUAUCCCUCACAAUUACAGCGUAAAUCGCAAACGCUCUCGUGAUGAUCUCGAGGACAUGUAUGCCACACCGGGUCCGUCCACCGCUGCCCACCCCAGGGCAAGCAAGCGUUUACAAAAACAAAAAGCUGUCGACGCCCCUCUCGCUCCCCCGUCCGGAUCCCGAAAACGUCCCCUCGAGAUUGACGAUGACAACGAAUCGCUUGCCCCUUCGGAGUCUGCUAGCCAAAGAGGUUGGAAAGGCAAAGGAAAGGCCGUAGAUAAUGGACGGCAGAACAAGCGCCUUCGUCUAGAAGAUGAAGAGGGUCACGACGAAUCCAGCUCUUCAGUAUUAGCCCAGUCGGCUGGUUGGUUCAAGUGGUUGAAAUCCAGCGUUAGCGCUUCCCAGAGAGCAUUGACCCCCAUUCCUGACGCAGGUGACGAGCCUUCAGAAGAAGUAGAGUCUAUCGGCUCUCACGCCGAAUCCGAACCUGAACUUCAGUAUCCAUUCUCAUCGGAGGAGUUGGCACUUGAACGUCUGUCUGCUGCAAGCAAGGUCCCGUAUAGCGAUUUGCACGACAACUUGUCAAUGGUUCCUUCAUUGCCUCAGUCGUCCCUCUCCUUGGAAGUUCAGCCUGUCGGUGCACUUUCCCUGGCCGUGCCUUCCGAUGUCGUCCCAUACACUGGCCCCAGUUCCGCCUCCGACGUCGUCGUUCUAUCCAGCCGCGAAGCCCGAGUUCGCUCGCUCCGCCCUCGGCCUGAAGUAAAGGCAGACGCUGGAAAGAAGCUCCUUCAGAUUGACCGAAGGAGAGGUGCCCCACUCAGGCGUGAUCCAUGGCGCAUUCGGGAGAAGGAUGGUGAAAUAGAGCUCCAUCAUGUCGAUUCUGACUUUUGAAUUGUGAAUCAGUUUUGUUAUUUUUUGAUUUUUUUUUUCUUUCUCUUUCUCGGUGAAAAUUACUGUACUUGGAUUCUGUAUAUUUGAAGCAUUCGUCUCAUCUUCUCUUUCUCUCGUCACACUUACAAGCUUACGAGCAAGCAAUUCGUGCACUAUACCUUAGACUGGAAUUUUGGAGCCCUCAAUAUAUUCUUCAGCUUACUUACCACUCUUCCCGAGCGACUACGAAUCACGACAAGAUCGCAUUCGUUCUUCGCAGAACAGAACACGCAAAAAGCAGCACGGCUCAAAUUAGAGCUGUCAACAUAUCUGAUACUAUUU
Molecule: messenger RNA, 1623 nt
Organism: Serpula lacrymans var. lacrymans S7.9
Lineage: Eukaryota; Fungi; Basidiomycota; Agaricomycetes; Boletales; Serpulaceae
Exons: 3
Coding region: 13-1302 (429 amino acids)
Source: RefSeq, a predicted model, not a curated record